This is a messenger RNA of Prorocentrum cordatum, 4878 nucleotides long. NCBI's taxonomy places the organism in Eukaryota, Dinophyceae, Prorocentrales, Prorocentraceae. The record is from the annotation of a GenBank genome assembly.
GCAGCCACUGCGACGGCAGCGCCGACCACUUUGGCGCUGACGACUGGACCAUCGGCGGGGCCAGUGACACCUUCGUCAAGGCAUGGCUGCAGUGCCACGGACAGGCUUUCCCAGAUGCCAUCGUUGGGGACCUCUACGCCUUCGACCCGAUCGGACGCGAGGCGGUCGCCGGGCACAAGAGACGUGCUCGACUUCAGGCGGCCGUGCUCGGCGGGGACGAGGACGAGGCCAUGGACGCUGAGGAGUGGGUCUAUGCUGACCUCGAGGACCCAGCGUUCGGGACGCUCGUCGCCGCCGAUGUCCUCGAGGGGGACGAGUUCGUGGAGCUGGGCAACCGCGGCUUGGUGCGCCGCGAAGGUACAGCUCGGGGGGUCGAAAAGGUUGGACGUGCUCGACUGGGCGAGUGGGCUGAGCAGCGUCGCGUCGGCGCUGAGGACAUCAGGAGUCUGGGCGUCCACACAGCCGCGGACGGCACACGUCACCUCGGGUGGCCGGACGCCGUCGGCAUGCUGCGCGAGAGUGACAUGCCGGAGUGGAAGUUCGAGGGGCCACGAGUGUGCAAAGAACUGGCCGCCUCGAUUCGAGAAGGAGCAGGGAAUCCGACUUCGUACCACGCCGAGUGGAUCAGGCUGUCGGGGGUUAACCAGAAUAGCGCCAUCGCCUAUGAGCACAAGAACGCCAUGGAGAUGUUGCGUGUGGCCACCAGCACCGACCAGGUCGACAUCAGCAACCUGGCCUCGUUCGAGCUUCUCGCGAGGCGGGUCGUCAUGCUGGAGAUGGCGGUGGCGCGAGACCCCCGGGAUCCCGACUUCAGUGGGCUCGGAGUCAUUGCUGACGGCGCGGUGGGGACCGACGGUGCUGCACGAGCGCCGAGAUUCCGCACCUGGGUGUCGGACCGUCAGAAGGAGAGGGCGAACAUCCUCAAGCAGUCGAGGUUGUACAAGGAGGAGACCAGGAACGAGCGGGACAGGCUUGUUAGAGAUACAGUACUCGGUGUCAACCAACUGGCGGCCGCUCAAGCUAACAAUUCGCACUUUCGACGAUCUCCGCUGGCGAGCUCAGCUCCUACAGCAGUCCAGCGGGAGAUGUUGGCGAGUCUCGAGGAUCGGGUGGGGCGUGCAGGCCUGGUCCCCGAAGGCCUCGCUCCAAGCAGAGCCCUCCGGGAGCUCUUCAAGACGAAGGACCUGUACGGUCAAGAGCCACGUCACCUUGCCAGUUAUGAUCCAGCCAAGCUGCGAGUGGCCAAGGGAGUGGUGGAACCCAAGGAUGCGAGAGCGCUGCUACCACCUCAUGCAGCGCAGAGGCUCCGACGCUACAAGACGUGCAUCGAGCUGUCCGCCGAGGAGAUCGAGGCCAAGUUCGCCUCCGAGCCCUCGCCCAAGCCCUACUGGGACCCCGUGCUGCGGCGCAACAAGCGAGCCCGGCACGAGCUCUUCGAGCGCCUCCUCUCCUCGGGCAUCCUGGUGCCCAGGAGGCGGCUCAAGGGCCGCAUCGGGCUCUUCUUUGUCAAGAAGAAGCUGGGGACCGCGCAGUCCUUCGCGGAGCUCAACCUGGCCGAGUUCGCGGAUGUGGCGGCGGAGAUGGCGACUCAUUGUGUUCUGCCUGGUGCUGGGGGUGUCCCAGCUUUGGACUUCCACCAGAGUGGCGCUGACGUGCGCGACGGCUUCUACCAGUUCAGCAUCGUCGAGGUGGCCGACUGGUUCGGUAUCGACGAGUCGUUCAGCAAGGGGAGUUUUGGCAUCACCAAGGUGUUCGACCCCGAGCUGGGCGUGGACGUGGAGCUGGCCACGCACGAGUCCUUCUACCUCUGCAUGGGGGCCAUGCCCAUGGGAUGGUCGUGGGCCCUCUACUUCUGCAACGAGGCGGUGGCUUCUCGCGCGGCGGCUGUGGCCGCUGAUGGUUGGGGUGGCUUGCUCCGAGAGCGCGCUCCGGCCCCCCGCCUGGUCCCUGGGCGGCCCGUCCACGCCGUGUACGUGGACAACCACACGGGGCUGGGGCACAGCGCCAUGGACGCAGAGCAGGCCCACCAGGACUUCCGCGCGCAGUGUGCCGCCUUCGGCUUCGAUCUCCACGAUGAGGUCCCCUGCAGCCCCUAUCUCGAGGCUCUCGGGCUGCAGUUUGACGGGCCGGGCCGCCGCCUGCGGCAUCGAUCGGCCCGCCUCUGGCGCUUCAAGCUGGCGACUGCAGCCCUGCUUCGCCGCCGUGUGGUGGCAGGGUGGCAGCUCGAGAUCUGGCUGGGCCACGCCGUACACAUGUGCGGCCUCUGCCGGCCCCUUCUGUCUAUCCUGUCCCAGAGCUACGCCUGCGUCGCGGCUCACAAGGAGAGGUCAGGACGCUUGUGGCGAGGCGUUCGGCGUGAGCUCUGGCUCAUGUCCAACCUGGUCUUCACCUGCGAGGUGGAGCUGGACGCGCCGUUCAACUCGUCGGUCUACCUCGGCGACUCGUCGGGCUACGGCUACGCUCUCAUGGAGACGAAGGGCGCAGGCGACGAGCUGCUGGAGGACUUCAAGUGGAGGGAGCGCUGGCGGUUCAAGGCCGCGCCGCCGCUGCCUCCGCCGCCGCGCCCGACCUUGGAGGCGUUGGGGGCGGCCUUCGGGGUCUGCUUUGACGGCGACGAUCCCGAGCAGCUGGAGGCGUUCGGGGAGCCCCACGUCGUGGGGGGGACCGCCUGGGAGCCGCUGGGGGCUCGGACGCGCCUGGCGCAGUGGGCCGCCGAGGCAGCCCGCGCAGCGGAGGUCGUGGCCGAUCCCAAGCGGUGCAGACGUCGGCGAUCGGCCCGAGGGGCCGCGCCGCGGGAGGAGGUGGAAGUGUUCGAGGCCAUCCCCGUGGUCGGCGCCUGCUGGGACAAUAGGCGGCGCUGGCGUACGCUGGUGGAGGGCUUCUGGCACUGGAAGCAGGAGCACAUCAACGUCAAGGAGGCUAGGGUCUGUCUCAUGGGUCUCCGACGUAGCUUGCGGACUCGACGGGGCUGCCACCGCCGGCUGCUCACCCUGUCGGACAACCUCGUGUCCGCCGUGGUGUUCGACCGUGGCCGCUCGUCGAGCUGGGCGCUCAAUGCGCUGUGCCGCCGAGCCGCGGCCUAUCAGGUUGCCGGCUGUGUGGCGUGGCGGGUCCGCCACAUCCGCACGGACAGGAACCACGCGGACGAGGGCUCCCGUCGUCCCCGAGCCCCGCGAGUGCAGGUACCCACGAGACUGGAGGGCGGGGCGCCAGCGGCCUCUCUGCGGAGGGGAGGCCGCUGCCUGGGCGCGCCUCGACAUCAUGGCGCGCCCCAGGCGGUCCAAGCCUCGCUCGAGCUCUUCUCGGGCUCGGGCCAGCUCACCGCCUCUCUUCGGCGCUUGGGGCUGCGAGUCCUGCCAGGCGCCGAGAUCAGGCGCUCCGCCCGAUAUGAUUUGUCACGUCGCACGACGCAGCGAGCUGUGCUGCGUUGGAUUCGGAGUGGGAAGCUCUGGUACGUACAUCUGGGGACAGCAUGCUCCGCCUGGUCAGUCGCCCGCUCCGCGCCUUAUAAUAUCGAGCGGGCGCGGCGGUUGGAGGCAGUGUCUGUCGACAUGGCGCUCUUCACAGCGGAGGUCAUCAAAGAGUGUGACCGCUGUGGCGUACUGUGGUCGCUGGAGAAUCCUGCCAGCUCGAAGUUGUUUCGCUUCGAGCCCCUUGCUGUCCUUGCCAGUCUGCCAGACGCCCGAUACGUCUCGUUCGAUCUUUGUGGAUUCGGAGAAAAUGUUCGCAAACCGACCACCAUCUUCACCAAUGCCAUCUGUCUGGACAUCCUGGGGAGAAGAUGUGAUGGGUCACACCGCCAUGAGCCUCUGCAGGGUGGGCUCAAAGCUGGAGCCUACUCGCCCGCCCUCUGCCGAGAGCGGGCUGCCGCGCUAUGCUCGGCGGCGCCUCCUCAGGCCUUCGGCGACUCCGAGCCACUCGCCUCCGAGUGGGGCGCGGAGCUGGAGGCGCUGGUGCCGCGGUCGCAUGGUGCUGCAGCGAAACUCGGGGAGGCUCACGGCGGGACUGACGCCGAGAGCCGCGGGCAGGACUUCCUCGCGCGCCACGCCGUCGAGUUCGGCGGCGCGCGGGGUCAUCAAGGCGGCCCUGAGGAGAAGGAGCGGCUGGCGGUGGCGCGCAGGGCGCGGGUCCCGCCAGCGGCGCGCGACGACUUCCUGCGGCUCGGGACCAUCCGCGACUCCACGAAGCGGCUCUACUCAGACGCGCUCGGCAGGUUCAAGGGCUGGGCGAAGUCGAGGCACUACGACCUGGGUAGCUUCAGCUCCACGGACUCGGCGAUGGAGCAGUACUUCACCGACUUGUACUUCGAGGGGUCUGGCCCCGCCGAGGGCCGCAACGUCCUCUACGGCUAUAUUCACUUCGAGACGCACCUGGAUCGAAACAAGGCCAACCUCUUCCCGAAGGCGUCGAGGGCGCUUCGAGGGUGGACCACUCGGGCUCCCCAGCGAGUCCGUGAUCCCAUCCCCUUCGGCGUCGUCUGCCUGAUCGGCCUCUACCUCCUGGACAAGGGCCUGACCGCCGCCGCCGUGUGCCUGGCUCUGCAGUUCGACUGCUACCUGAGGCCGGAUGAAGCUGUGUCGCUCCUCCUGUCCUCGGUGCUGCCGCCUGCUCCCCGGGCUGGCCGGCGCUAUGCGCGGGCCUGGGCGCUGCUCCUGGGCGAGGCCGAGCACGCAGCGCCCACCAAGACUGGGGUCGUGGAUGGGACAGUGGUGAUCGGCGAGCUGCAGCGAGCCUGGGUGGCGGAGGCGGUAGGCCUUUGGUACCGCGUGGGCAGUGCAGCUCCCUACAUGUUCGACCUGACUCUCUCCAAGUACGAGGCCCUCUUUCGUCAAGCCGCUUUUGACUUGGGCCUCUCAGAUCUGGACAUCUCUCCUCACG